AUGUCUAAUGGAAAUCGGCUAAGUCCUGGUUCAUCAAUUCCUGUAAUGCGUGCAUCGGGCAUUCGUCGCAAGUUUUUCUUUUUUUUAAAGGAAGAGCCAAUUUUGCCGCCAGCAUGUCGCGUUGAAGUUGUUUCAAAACAGGCGACAAAAGUAUUUGCUAUUUCUACGCGACUAGAAUGGAAAAUUGAUCAAUUCGAGAAAUUAAUGAAAUUAUUCAAAAAUGGCCAUAAUCUCAUCAGUAAACAAUUCGGCUGUCCACAGGCUCCAACUGUCACAUGGGAACUUCAUGUAUAUCCUAAUGGCAAGCGUGAAGAAGAUGUGGGCAAUGUUUCAUUUUUUCUUCGUCAAGUUGGUUUACAGCGUGGCGAAGAUCCUAUAAUGACUGAGUUUCAAAUUUAUGCGCUUGAUGCAAACAAUAUGCGGGUCAGCGUUUGUAGAGAUACUAAGGAUUUUACUAAUCAACAAGGUCGCGGUAAAUUUCAGGUCUCUCGAGAAAAAAUGAGCGCGGCAUUAAAAGCUGAUGGUGCUUUAUUACUCAUCUGUGAAGUCGAAUAUUUCCCUCCGGGAUCAAAAAUAAGUGUUGAGCAAGCUAAUGAACCUGAUUUAUUGGAUGAUUUCGAAGAAAAAAGCGAAGUUUCAAUUAGAGAUUCAUUAAGGGAAAUGCUCGAAACUGAACUUUUCGCAGAUUGUACUAUAAAGGUUGGAAAUAAAACUCUAAAAGCACAUCGUUGUAUACUUGGGCAGCACAGUGAAGUGUUCCGAUCAAUGUUCGCCCAAGAAUCGAUGUUAGAAGCUCAAAAAGGAAUUAUUGAUAUUCAGGAUUGUAGAUUUGAACCAGUUCGAGCUAUGGUUGAUUAUAUAUAUACUGGAUCAACCGAAUCCGUUGAAGGUUAUGCAGAGGAUGUACUUGCAAUAGCAGAUAAAUAUGCCAUAUUACCACUUAAGGAACAGUGUGAGAGAUAUCUUUCCGGUACACUUAAUGCUAAAAAUGUUUCUUCAACAGCCAUUUUUGCAGAUACAUAUUCUGCAUCAAUUUUAAAACAGGCUUGUACACGAUAUAUGAUGAUGCAUCACCGUGAUGUUCUGCGUUCAUCUGAAUGGAAACAAAUGAAGAAAGAAAGAUAUGAAUUGGCGAAUGAUCUUUUAGAAUCCGUAUUGUCAGGUGAGGCAUCGCCUGGAACAAGCGAUUACAGUUAUUGCAAUAGCGAGGAAAAUAGUUCUUCAAGUUCGGGAAGUAACGAUACUCGAACACAACUUCGCAAACGUGUUAGGAGAACGAAAUGA
This is a messenger RNA of Dracunculus medinensis (Guinea worm), 1284 nucleotides long. The record is from the annotation of a GenBank genome assembly. NCBI's taxonomy places the organism in Eukaryota, Metazoa, Nematoda, Chromadorea, Rhabditida, Dracunculidae.